Molecule: messenger RNA, 2462 nt
Organism: Ornithorhynchus anatinus (platypus)
Lineage: Eukaryota; Metazoa; Chordata; Mammalia; Monotremata; Ornithorhynchidae
Gene: CCDC175
Product: coiled-coil domain containing 175
Exons: 19
Coding region: 51-2462 (803 amino acids)
Source: RefSeq, a predicted model, not a curated record
CCUGACUUCGCCUGGUCUGGCCUGACUUCGCCUGGCCUGGCCUGUCCGCUAUGGAGCUUAGCUGCAGCGCUCCGGACCUCGGGGCUUCCGUGGCCAUAGAGGCUCUGAAACGGCUGCUCGGAGUCGAGAAAGCCUUGAAAAAUAAAGAAUUUGUAUUCAAUCACGAAGUGAAGGAGUUCCUGGGGGAAACUGCCAGAGCUGUUAAGAAACUGGAAGCCAUGAGAAAAAGCGCAGUCGAUUUACUGGAGAUCGAGACGAUAGAAAUCAGCAAACUGCGUUAUAUACUUCUCAAUCUGCCGGGAAAUAUCACCAGAGAACUGGAAGAUGCCGUCAAAGCUGCCCACGUCGACAGGGUCAAGGAGACGAGGAAGUUACAGAUCACGAUGGGGAGAACCACUGGCCAACUAGAGCUGCUGAGUUCCAAGCAAAUUGACGUGAAGAUACAGAACUGUUCUCUGAGCAAAGAGCAGGGGCAGCUCACCAGAGAGCACCACGACACCGUCCAGCUGCUGAACCGCAAGUUGGAAGAAAAGGCCAGGACCAACAUUUUCGUAAACCACACUUUCACCCAGAAGAAAGACGAGGAGGAGGAAACGAUCCUCCAGAAAAUCCUGAUUGCGGACCUGGAGGCGUCUCUGGAUGAAGAAAGGAAGAUAUUUAGAAAGAAGAAAGAAAAAUUGGAUAAAGAGCAGGCAGAAAUGAAGAAAUGCUUUGAAGAUCAGCAGGUGGUCACUCUGAAGAUGAAGGAAAAAUUGGAAAGCUUGUUGAUCCAGUUAAAAUCCUUAGAAAAAAUGAUUUUUGAAAACAAGAAGGUCAUUCACACCGGCGAUGUUCGGAUAUGCGAAUUUCAAGGAACAAAUACGAGGUUUCAAACCCAGUUGGAAGAAAAGAUGAAGCUAACUGAGGGGUUUGUGAAGCAAAAGUGUCACUGCCAAUCGGCCAUGGGCAACUUGCACGAAACAGCCCAACGCGAGAAAGAAAAGCUUCUGACGGAGAUCAAAAAGGUUGAUGAGAAACUGACAAAUUCCAAACGAAGUCAUAGAAACCUUGAUGAGAGAAACAGAAUGCUCCAGGUCCAGUCUGAGGUGAUCCAGAGAGAAGAGGAGGAGUUAAAAGCCAAGAAGCAGGUGGUCUUGGAAAUGUACAAGAAAGUCGGAGACAGUUUGAGCAGCAAACAAGAUUUCCUGGCCAAGCGAAGGUUGGACAUCCAAAACCUGGAGAAGAACAUUGAGAAACUGGAAGAGCUUUACUUGUCCACAGUCGACUCGUACGACAAGCAGCUGGAACUCCUGAGGGAGACGCUGGAGCGGGAGAUUCAGAGAUGGGCGAUCAUUUCCUGGAAGACAGCCAUCAGGCUCAAACAGCACAAGCGCUGGGUGGAAAAGGAAGAGAACGGUAUCACGGAUCUGAAAAAGCGGAUUCAGAAGGCCAGAAUCAAGCAAGUAGAGCUGCACCUAAAGAACGGGGUCCGCCAGAAAGAGAACACGGAGUUCGUGGCCCUGAUCGAGAUGCUCCAGUUCAAGUUAAAGAAGGAGGAGGAGGAAUUUUUAAAGGUGGAGCGGCAAGCUACCGCAGACAUACAAGCCCUUGAGGACUUGCUUAGCCAGCUCACACUCGACCUUCAGGGCUUGGAACGUGAGCGGGAAGCGGCUCUUCCUCAGCUACAUGAGGCCCAGGAACUGUUGGAAGAGCGAGUCAAGGAAUUCGAAAGCCUGCGGACCUGCAUCAUAGGGCUACAGAAGGAAGAAUCGUCUUUGAGAUUUCUUAUUUCGGUGAUGCUGAAGGAGACUGCGACCUUCCUAGAGAAGAAGAACCAAGUGAAGGCCAAGCUGUCCGCUGCCCGGGCACAGGAGCACGCCCAGCUGCUGGAGCACACGGACAGCCUCAAGGUCCUGGAGAGAGAGAUCUACGAAAUGAACCGGAAGCUGGACCACAUGCUCAUGGAGAACUUCAGGAUCAAGAUACGCAACCAACAGGUGUCGGAAGAUUUGGCUUCCGUAAGAGCCCAAGGGGAAAACCACAUCUCCUCAUCUGAGAGGAUCCGCGGUGAUCUGAAGGCCCUUCACGGACGCUUUUUGGAGAAGUGGGCCGAAAGCAGAGCCACGGAAAAGAUGUUUUCGGAAGCGGACCAGGGCACCUUACGUGAGAUAAUGGAACUGAUCCAACACCUCUCUGAGCGAGCAGUGGUGCUCGAGAGAGCCAACGUGGUCCUGUGGGAGACGGGAGAGCGGCUGGACUGCCUGGUGGACCGCGACUCGGCUACGGCGCGAGGUCAGUGCGGCCUUGGCCACGUCUCGUUAGCAGACGAGCCCCCCGGGCCACGUCGGCACCGGCGGUUGGUGCCCACGGUGCUCACGGGUCCCCGUCCAGGCGGCUGCUGCCGCUGGAAGAGACCGGCGCCUUUGCACCGCGCUGUCACAGGCUCGGCCUCUGCCCCCACCCCAGCCUCCCCAGGCUGGUGA